GGGAAACGAAUUUUCCUAACAUUUUCAUUAACUUCCGUGUCCUCUCUCUGCUACUCCCACACUUCAAUUCUCUCUCUCUCUCGCCAAGAACUCAAUCUAUUUCUCCACAACCACGAGUCCAAGGCCUCUCGAUUAAGGCCUCUCCCCGUCCUUCCUCACUUUUAAGUGUACUAAUUCAGAUCCUAAACCCAGGAAGGAUAUGGCAAGGAUAUUUAGUUUUACUGCUGAGGGAAUGCUUGCAAAGGCGGCUUCACUUGCUGCUGAACCGCUCGUCCGUUCUUGGGGACUUGAAGCAAAACUGACAGGGCUGCAUGAAACAUUAUCCCUGAUUCAAGAUAUCACACGUGAUGCUGCUGAUGAUGCUGAUGCGGUGUGGGUGGAGAAACUUAAAGACGUGGCUAAUGAUGCUGAUGAUGUCUUGGAGGACAUCAACUAUGAAGUUCUCCGCCAUAAGCUACAAAUACAAAACCUUUUGAAGAGAAAGGUACUCAACUUCAUUUCGCUCUCUAAUCCCGUUGCAUUUCGUCUUAAAGCAGCACAUCAAAUCAAGAAAAUCAACGCGUCCUUGGUGGAUCUCAAGAAUUGUGCGCCUAUUAAGGAACUAGUUUCUGCACCUUCUCAAGCAAUGAGAUCGAUCAGAGAAACCAAUUCAUCAAUUGGGGAUGAAAUCAUCGUUGGCAGAGAUGAGGCCGCGUCAAAUAUACUUGCAACCUUGACCAGUUCCGAAGUCAAUCAAGAAAAUCUUUCGGUUAUGGCCAUUGUGGGAAUGCCCGGUUUGGGAAAAACUACUUUGGCCAAGUUGGUUUUUACUAAAGAUGAGAUAAGUACACACUUUGAAGAGAAAAUGUGGAUAUAUGUAUCCAAUACAUUUGACGUUGAUUCAAUUCAGGAGGCAGUGCUUAAAAGCCUCCGAGAACGGUUGACAGAGAAAAGAUGUCUUCUUGUACUCGAUGACGUUUGGAAUGAAGACUCUGAAAAAUGGAGCAAACUGAUGAGCUGUUUGUCAAAACUCCAUUUUGCACGGGGGAGCACCAUACUUGUCACUACAUGUAAUUCCCAAUUUGCAACAAUUACGGGAACACUUCCUCGCUAUGAUUUGGGAUUUCUAUCGGAAGACGAAUGCUGGUCCAUAUUAAAGGGAAGAGCAUUUGUAGAUGAUACUACUCCUACAGAUCCUGAUCUAGAAGAAGUUGGAAGAAAGAUUGCCAAAGAAUGUGCAGGUUUACCAUCUGUGGCAAAGGUUUUCGGAGGAAUGUUGUGUUCUAAGAAUGAUGCAAGUGAAUGGUCAGCAAUUCUAGACAGUAAAAUAUGGGACUCUCCAGAAGCAGAACAGAUGAUCAUCUCGGGAUUGAAGUUGAGUUUGGAUAAUUUGAAAUUCCCAAUUUUGAAACAAUGCUUCACUUAUUGCUCAAUGUUCAAGGAAGGCUUUGAAAUGGAAAGGGAUGACCUAAUCCAACUGUGGAUGGCUCAAGGAUUGCUUCACCCUUCUUCCGAGAAUAGUGAUCUAGAGAUGGAGGAUAUAGGCACGGAGUAUUUUCAUAUUCUGUUGCAAAACUCCUUACUUCAAGAUCUUACGAAGGAUGCCUUUGGUGUUGUUGCCAAAUGCAAGAUGCACAUUCUUGUGCAUGAUUUUGCAGAACUUGUAUCAAAAUCUGAUAGCGCGACAUCGAAUUCUUAUGAGAUGGUUGGCACACUGAAGAUUCGACAUGCUUCGCACAUUCCUACUUCGGUUUUGGAAUUGAUACCAAAAAAAAGUUUAAGGGGAUUGCGCUCAUUGUUUUCUAAUAGUGAAGUUCCUAGUAACAUGUUGCCAAGGUUUAGGGGUUUACAUGUCUUGAAUCUUUACAAUGCUGAUAUUAAGGAGCUGCCGAAAUCAAUUGAGAAGAUGAAGCAGUUGAGGUAUUUAAACGUUUCUAGGACAAAGAUCAAAGCAAUCCCCAAAUCUGUCGGCAAGCUCCAUAACUUACAGACAUUAAGAAUGGAGUAUUGUCGACUACUGAAGGUGUUUCCUAAGGAAAUUGGAGAUUUGAUCAACUUGAGACAUAUCUAUUUUGGUCCUGUCCAAAAAAAGAAACGUGCUAAUUUUGGUUGGUACAGGGAAUCUCAUGUUGGGGUCGAGCAAUUGACUAAUCUUCGAAAAAUGCCUCAUUUUAUUGUGAGUUCUGAUGGAAUCGGUCGUGGAAUUGAGGAAUUGGCUGGCUUAAAUCACUUGAAAGGUGAAUUGGCUAUUUAUGAUUUGGAACAUGUGAGGGAUGGAGAAGAAGCGAAGAAAUCAAAUUUAGUUGAAAAGAGAAACAUACGAAAGUUAUCACUUGUAUGGGGUGAGGAAAUGAGGCCACACAGCAACAGCGAAGAAGAUGUUCUCCAAGGCCUCCAGCCACACCCAAAUUUGGAAAUUUUAGAGAUUUACAAUUUCAUGGGUGCUAAAUUUCCAUAUUGGAAGCCGCACAACAACUUGAAAAAAAUUCGAUUAAUUCAGUGCGACGUAUGUGAAGAAGCCCCCAUGCUUGGCCAUCUACCUAGUCUUAUGCAUCUUGAGUUUAAUACAAUGUGUAAUCUAAAAAGUUUGGGAGAUGAGUUUUAUGGCUAUGAUGACGUUGAUGAUGCAAUGAAGACCAAGGUUUUGUAUCCUGCAUUGAAGACGUUCAGAAUUACUGCGGCCCCAAAUUUGAUCGAAUGGAUUGAACCACCAGUGGUGAAAGAAAAACAAAUAUCGGUGUUUCCUCGCCUUGAGGAGUUGGAUCUCGUGGAGUGUCCACAAAUGAGAAAUUUUCCUGAUCAUUUUGCAUCCCUUCAUAAGUUGGAUAUGAGUAUUUGUCACGAGCUGUCAAACCUAACAAGUCUGGUAGAAAAGUGUACCUCUCUUGAGAAUAUGGAAAUAAGCAACUGCGACAAACUUAGAUCCCUUUCAUUAUUUGGUUUGACAUCCAUCCAGAAAUUGUUGUUUAGUUCACGUGGUGGUAAAUUAACAUCAACGAGCCUGCAUAGUGGACCAGAAUUGUACGGCCGAGUUUCUCUUAAGGAGUUGUCCAUAAAAUGUCCAUAUCUUGAAAAUUUGGAAAUAAGUUGCUGCGAUAGUCUGAUGUCCAUUUCAGUUCAUGGUGCAACAUCCCUUCGAGGAUUGAAGAUUAGUUCAUGUGGUGGAUUAAGAUUAAUGGACCUGCAAAGUCUACCAGAAUGCUAUACCCCUCUACAGGUGUUGUCUUUAAGGUCGUGCAAAAGUCUGGAGUCAAUUUCAGGUUUACAUGAAUGCACAUCCUUUCGUGAAUUGACCAUUGAAGAUUGUGAUGGACUAAAGACUUGUGUAUCGAGUGGGCUUGAAUCUUGUACUUCUAUCCGUGCACUGUGUGUCCACGAUUAUCAACAAUUGGGGCAGUAUUCAGCUUAUGGGGUAGACAUGUCUCUUAUUGAGGAGCUGACCAUUUAUAACUGCCCUAAGCUAAUAAGCAUUUCAAAUCACGGUCUGACGACCCUUCGGAAACUGGUACUUAUUGCAAGUUAUGUACUGGAAUUGUCUAUCGUCAGUAGUACUACAAUGGAGGAGUUGUAUUUACAGGAUUGUACAUCCCUUGGUUCACUGUGUAUCGAGAAUUGCAACGCACUUGAGAGAUUGAAAAUAAGUGGUAGCCGAAACUUGGUAUCCAUUCCAAUUUCAGAUGUAUUCCCGCCAUCCCUUGGGCAAUUUGUAAUUGAAGAUUGUGCUCAACUAUCAAGCCUGCCAGGCGGUCAUGAAUCUCUUGAGGAGUUGAGUAUAGUGAAUUGCCCUAUGCUAAGAUGGAGUUCAGUUGCCGAUGAGGGGAGCAGUCUGACCGCCCUCCGGAGAUUGGUUAUUGCAAGUUGCAGCGGACCAGAAUUGAACAUUGGCUCUAUCACUACUCUUGAGGAGAUUUCUUUACACGAUUGCACAUCCCUUGGCGAACUGAGAAUAGAGGAUUGUCAGAAUUUGAGGCAGAUUUCUUUACACGAUUGCACAUCCCUUGGCAAACUGAGAAUAAAGGAUUGUCAGAAUUUAAAGGCUCUUCUCAGUUUAGACAACCUCACAUCCUGCACAUCUCUUGUCGACUUGAAAAUUAAAAGGUGCAAAAAAUUGAUAUCUCUGGCAGAUGUCGAUGUAACUAGCUUGCAAUCUCUUUCCGAUUUAUCAAUACGUAGUUGUGAGAAAUUACAAUACUUGCCGACGGGUCUACACACUCUGACUCGUUUGGAAAAGUUGUGGAUUGGUGGAUUCUGGGAGGAGCUCGAUUCUUUCCCGGUUUCGCAAAUUCCAUCAUCAGAGUGCUUGGCAAUAGUGGGGUGGCCCAAGCUCAAGUCUCUGCCUCAAGUAAUUAAUCACUCGACUAGUCCUGUAACAUACUUUGGAAUAUAUGAGUGUGAUGGGCUGGAGACUCUUCCAGAAUGGUUGGGUGACCUUACAUCUCUCAACCAUCUACAUAUUUACAAAUGCACGAAUCUCAAGUCUCUGCCUUCCGCCCAAGCUAUGCGACGCCUCACCAAACUAAAAUAUCUAAGGAUUUUUGAAUGUCCCUUUCUGAAGGAAAAAUGCGCCAGGGGUACCGGCACAGAGUGGCCCAAGAUUUCUCAUAUUCCAGAAAUCGAAAGUAAUUCUUCUCUCUCAAAACAAAUAAUUCAUUUGUUCAAUUCUCCUUCUCUCACAUUUCUUCUUCAGUAUUGCGUAUUGACCAAACCUCUUUUUUUUUGUCAAUUAGUUAAUUAAGAUGAGGAUGAAGAUUGAAUAUUGGCCUGAGAUUCCUCACAUUCUAAACUUCAGUAGGUUGUUUUCUACAUUUCUUGCCAACUUCUUUGUGUUUGAUCAGCCAGCGUCCAGAUACAAGACCAAUCCAAGUUCUCACUCCCAACACUUCGGAACAUGAGGAGGUCUGCAUUUUUCAGCGCUGAGUCGGAAAGGAGGGCAUUGUUCGAAUUCCCUCGUGUAAAUGAGACGUCCCUCCAUUGAUAUUUGUUAUCCUGCGGUUUACUGUAGGAUGUUCAGUCCUCUAUUUGUACCAUGGAAAGUUCAUCCAAGAAUGUACGUUCUAGAGUCGAGUUAUUCUCUAAAUAUUUUGCGAGAUUA
Messenger RNA from Malus domestica (apple), 5071 nucleotides. NCBI's taxonomy places the organism in Eukaryota, Viridiplantae, Streptophyta, Magnoliopsida, Rosales, Rosaceae. The record is from RefSeq and is a predicted model, not a curated record.